AUGGAUAUUUCAGUGCGGCGCUGGGAUGGCGAGAUAGUACCAGCAUUAAGGAGGAGACUUGAGUCAGAGAGCACUGAGAUUACGCGGAGGAUGUCGGCGCAUAAUGAUAGUGCUACAGGGCCACUGAGCCAGUACAAUGAGCAUUACGGUCAGCAUGAGCAGCACAGCGAGCAGUAUCAAUACCACGAUGAUCAGUAUCACCAACACAAUCUUCCUAACCUCCCAACCCCCAAAUCCAAAGCGAAAGUGAAGCAAAGUCGAAGCAGGGACAACUUCGCGUUUGUAGAGCCCCUGCCUGCAUCACUGUUGCAUGAGAAGAUGCCAGAUGGUACAGCUUCAGAUGACAGCAGCGAGGAGGACGCCUUGAUUCACUCUACAGACGCACACAUAAAGUUCCCCCAACAAAUUCGACAGCCUGGCGGGAAUGUACUCACCAAGAGCAAUAUACCUAGAAUGGUGAGACCUCGCGCUAAUACCAACUUGACAAUGAUGCAUCAACGACAUCGAAGCGACGAUGACGAAAUGAUGGAGAUAGCUAAAAUGGGUCACACAAGCUAUUUGAAUGAGAAUGCGGAGGGUAUUUAUGGUGGGUACGAGCGCGGCUAUGAUGGUGGAUAUCAACGUGGAUCCGAUGGUGGACAUGAGCCUGGACAUGAUGGCAAAGAUACACAGGAAAAUGAAUCAACUCGCGGUGAGAAAGCAAUUAAUAGCUCACAAGGUAGUAGAGCGCAGGGUGGUCGUAGUCACAGCUCAUUUGGAAUGUAUGAUAGCCACAACAAGCCAAAAAAGAAGAUAAAAAAGAGAAUGCCUGUGAAAGGACGAGCAUCUGAGCCAUACAGACCACAAAGACCACCAACGCCUGAGACAGUUGUGGAUUUAGCGCCUUGGAGUGUACCACCGUCAACAUCAACGAGCUUACCACCAGGAAAGAGUUGGGAUGAUGUAGUUGUGCCUACUCUGGCUCGCAAGAUGGAAAUGGAAAGAAAUCGCGAUGAUAUUGAGAGAAAGGCAGAUAAUAGAGUGAGCAAGGAUGAUAUUGAGUUGGAUACGAUACAAGAUCACCGCAAUUCACAAGUCACACAAGAUGAAGGCGUUAAUGAGCUCACAAGUCAAUCAACGCGACCAGAAGACAUAGCUGAAAUGGCAUUGCCGAAAAGUGAAACACUAACACCGCACCAAAAGGAAAUGUCAAAGACACCGUCACAAGACUCACAUGGGGAUAUGGCUAAAAGCAUGGCUAAGAGCUCAAUGCAGCAGCCAACGCAGCAGCCAAUGCAACCGACAACUAAACAACCGACGCAACAGUCACCACCACUGCAAAAAAACAAUCAACCAGAGCAACGAGAGCAACGAGUGGAGAAGAAGUUCAUGGACCACAUCGACCAAGGUGACAUGGCAGAUCUCAGUGAGACGAAUGGGCUAGGAUUACCGAUAAGGAAAAAGAGGAAUUUUAAAAAUCUGCAGCUGUCAGUGGAAGAGAAGAAAUCGAUACCCAAGGAGAAGGAGAAAGCUAAAGGGGAAGAGAGGUUGAAGGAGGACAAGGGAGAAUUGCAGCAGGCGCAUUCACAGCAGUCGCAGCAACCACAUCCAAUGCCACCGCCUCAACGCAAAAACAGACCACCGCCUCUACAGCCAGCAUCGACGAAUACGCCAAUGUAUCAAUCACCAGAGGACGAUCUCAGUGAGAGAAUAGCGUUGCUCGAUCCAACUGGUCAGAAGGAAAUAAGGGGUGAUGAACUCAAAGUUCUUGAUGAGCUGGGUUCUGGAAAUGGUGGUACAGUGUCGAAAGUUGUCCACGAGCCUAGCAACACGACGAUGGCGAAGAAGACAAUCCUCAUUGAAAGCCAAUCACCAAUUCGCAGACAAAUACUGCGCGAGUUACAAAUACUGCAUCACUGUCAUUCUGACUACAUAAUUGAAUUCUACGGUGCGUAUUUAGAGGGACCGCACAUAUGUAUGUGUAUGGAAUAUAUGGAUAGAGGCUCCCUUGAUCGCAUUAUACGCAAACAUGGACCAGUAUCAUACGAUGUUUUUGGUCAAAUCGCUUUGAGUGUCCUGCGCGGGUUGACAUAUCUGUAUGAUGUGCAUAGGAUCAUCCACAGAGACGUUAAACCGUCAAACAUACUAAUAAACUCAAAGGGACAGAUAAAAUUAUGUGAUUUUGGCGUUAGCGGGGAGCUUAUCAACUCGAUAGCAGAUACCUUUGUAGGUACAUCAACCUACAUGUCUCCGGAGCGUAUCCAGGGCGCACAAUAUACCGUCAAGUCAGAUGUGUGGAGUUUAGGAAUUACCAUGAUAGAGAUAGCGCUUGGUAGAUUCCCAUUUGCAGAUGUGGAAGAGGAAGAGAGUGAGGAGGAGGGUAGAGAGGAUGAUCUGACGCUGAAUGCCAACUCAACGCUGAGUCCAUCGAAUGCUACAAGGCCUAGGGCUUCUUCAAGAGCAGGAACUACUAUAGGAGUUACUCAAGGUGUUGCUAUGAAGCAGUCGGUGAAAACACACGCGCCCAAGAAGAAGACAAAGGGGGUAAUGUCGAUACUUGAUCUAUUGCAAUUUAUAGUAAAUGAGGAUCCACCUAGGCUCACAAAGUUUGGGAAAAACGCACAAGAUUUCGUCGACAAGUGCCUGAUUAAGGAUGUUAAAUUACGACCAACACCAAAACAACUGCUCGAACAGAAUUUAAUCCAAGAAGCUUUAAAGAAGGAAAUUAAAUUAAAUGAAAUAUUAUAA
Molecule: messenger RNA, 2727 nt
Organism: Wallemia ichthyophaga EXF-994
Lineage: Eukaryota; Fungi; Basidiomycota; Wallemiomycetes; Wallemiales; Wallemiaceae
Product: Dual specificity protein kinase FUZ7
Exons: 4
Coding region: 1-2727 (908 amino acids)
Biological process (GO): protein phosphorylation
Molecular function (GO): ATP binding; protein kinase activity
Source: RefSeq, a predicted model, not a curated record